UGUGUGUGUGUGUGUGCGUGUGUGUGUGUGUGUGUGUGUGUGUGUGUGUCUCUCUCUCUCUCUCUCUGUGUCCAGUGUUACUGGUUUACUUCUCAAAUUUGAGAAGAUGAGUGAUUUAGAAGAAGACCAGGACAGAUCCUGCAGCUGUCCCUCUAUGGAGUGGGAGCAGUCUGAAGAUGAUCCUCAAAACUCCAGUAAUGAACCUGGACCCUCAGACACAAAAGAGAACAAAAGUCAUGUUUCUAUGGAGGAGCAGCCAUCCCGCUGUACUUUGUGUCAUGACGUCCUGAAGGAUCCAGUCUCUACCAGCUGUGGACACUGGUUCUGCAGAGAGUGCAUCACCUCAUACUGGGAACAAUCUGCUUCAUCAGGAGACUCCUCCUGUCCCCAGUGUGGAAAAAGAUCCAGAACAAGAGCUGGACUGCAGACAGCUAGUCAGACCAGCACUGUACCAAAUCGUGGUCUGCAGGCAGUUUCAGUUGGACAUAUAAUCAGUCUGAAGACAAGAUUUGAACAUGUGACUGAAGGACCUAUUAAAACAGGAACUGAAACCCCCCUAAACAGGAUCUACACUGAGCUUUACAUCAAAGCGGGACAGAGUGAAAACGUUAACACCCAACAUGAGGUAUUGCAGCUUGAGACAGCUUCCAAGAUGGAAACCUUCAAUGACACUCCAAUCAAGUGCUGCGACAUCUUUAAAGCCUUACCUGGCCAACAGAAACACAUCAGAGUCGUUCUGACUAACGGUGUCGCUGGUGUUGGAAAAACCUUCUUAGUGCAGAAGUUCUGUCUGGACUGGGCAGAGGGUUUGGACAACCAAGAUAUCAGCCUGGUGAUCCCGCUGUCGUUCAGGGAGCUGAACUUGAUCAAAGAUGAGCAGUACAGUCUUCUAGAGCUGAUCCAUGUUUUCCAUCCAGCAUUACAGAAGCUCACAGCAGAUCAACUCGCUGGCUGUAAAGUUCUCUUCAUCUUUGACGGCCUGGAUGAAAGCAGACUUUUACUGGAUUUCCUUAACAAUGAGGUUGUGUCUGAUGUCACAGAGAAGUCAUCAGUUAACGUGCUUUUAACAAACCUCAUCGAGGGGAAUCUGCUUUCCUCAGCUCUCGUUUGGAUAACUUCCCGACCUGCAGCAGCCAAUCAGAUCCCUCCUGCAUGUGUUGACAGGGUAACAGAAGUACAAGGCUUCAAUGACGCCCAGAAAGAAGAGUACUUCAGGAAGAGAAUUAGUGAUGAAGAGCUGUCCAGCAGAAUCAUUUCCCACAUCAAGACAUCCAGGAGCCUGUACAUCAUGUGUCUUCUCCCAGUCUUCUGCUGGAUCACUGCUACAGUUCUGGACCACAUGUUGACUACCGACCAGAGAGGAGAGCUGCCCAGAACACUGACUGACAUGUACUCACACUUCCUACUGGUUCAGACAAAGAGGAAGAAGCAGAAGUAUGAUGAGGGACAUGAGACGAGUUCACAGGAGCUGACGGAGGCUGACAGGGAAGUUCUUCUGAAGAUGGGGAGGCUUGCGUUUGAACAGCUGGAGAAAGGAAACAUCAUGUUCUACCAAGAAGACCUGGAGCGGUGUGGUCUUGAUGUGACAGAGGCCUCGGUGUACUCAGGAAUUUGUACAGAGAUCUUCAAAAGAGAGAGUGUGAUCUUCCAGAAAACAGUCUACUGCUUCAUCCAUUUGAGCGUUCAGGAGUUUCUGGCUGCAGUCUAUUUCUACCACUGUUACACCAACAGGAACACAGAGGUACUGGAGGACUUCCUGAGAGAAGACAGGGAUAAUUACCGAACCCUGAAUGACCUCUACUAUGAGAGUGACAAUGACAGUGAUGGUUAUGAAAAUGAUAACCUAUCUCUGGAUGUUUUCCUGAGGAGAGCCAUGGAGAAAUCCCUGAACAGUAAAAAUGGCCACCUAGACCUGUUUGUCCGCUUCCUCCACGGCCUCUCUCUGGAGUCCAACCAGAGAUUGUUAGGAGGUCUUCUGGGUCGGACAGACAACAGUCCAGAAAUGAUCCAAAGAUCCAUCAACAAUCUGAAGAAGAUUAACAUGGACAAGAUCUCUCCUGACAGAAGCAUCAACAUCUUCCACUGUCUGACGGAGAUGAACGACCACUCAGUCUAUCAGGAGAUCCAAGAAUUCCUGAAGUCAGGGAACAGAUCAGAGAAGGAACUUUCAGAGAUCCACUGCUUAGCUCUGGCCUACAUGCUGCAGAUGUCAGAGGAGGUUCUGGAUGAGUUGGACCUGGAGAAGUACAACACAUCACUUGAGGGACGACGGAGACUGAUUACAGCUGUGAGGAACUGCAGAAAGGCACUACUUACUGGCUGUUACCUCUCAAAUUCUCACUGUGAAGUUGUGGCCUCAGCUCUGAAGUCCAACCCCUCCCAUCUGAAAGAACUGGACCUAAGUUACAACAAGAACCUGCAAGAUUUAGGAGUGAAGCUUUUGUCUGAUGGACUGAAGAGUCCAAACUGUAGACUGGAGACGCUGAGAUUGAGGUACUGCAGUUUGUCAGCGAUCAGCUGUGCUUCUCUGGCCUCAGCAUUGAAGUCCAAUCCCUCCCAUCUGAGAGAGCUGGAUCUGAGUGACAACCAGUUGCAGGAUUCAGGAGUAGAGCUGCUCUGUGAUUUUCUUAAGAGUCCACACUGUAAACUGGAGACUCUGAGAUUGAGGGGCUGCAGUUUGUCAGAGAUCAGCUGUGCUUCUCUGGCCUCAGCUCUGAAGUCCAACCCCUCCCAUCUUAGAGAGCUGCAGCUGAGUAACAACAAGCUGCAGGAUUCAGGAGUGAAGCUGCUGUGUGAUUUUCUGAAGAAUCCACACUGUACACUGGAAACUUUGAGAUUAUGGAACUGCAGUUUGUCGGAGAUCAACUGUGCUUCUUUAGCCUCAGCUCUGAGGGCCAACCCUUCCGAUCUGAAAGACUUGGACCUGAGUCAUAACAACCUUCAGGAUUUAGGAGUGAAGCUGCUGUGUGAUUUUCUGAAGAGUCCACAAUGUAGACUUGAAACUCUGAGAUUGAGGGGCUGCGGUUUGUCAGGGAUUAGCUGUUCUUCUCUGGCCUCAGCUCUGAAGUCCAACCCCUCCCAUCUGAGAGAGCUGCAGCUGAGUAACAACGAGCUGCAAGAUUCAGGAGUGAAGCUGCUGUGUGAUUUUCUGAAGAGUCCACUCUGUAGACUGGAGAUUCUGAGAUUGUGGGGCUGCAGUUUGUCAGAGAUCAGCUGUGCUUCUCUGGCCUCAGCUCUGAAGUCAAACCCCUCCCAUCUGAGCGAGUUGGAGCUGAGUGACAAGCUUCAGGAUUCUGGAGUAAAGCUGCUCUGUGAUUUUCUACAGAGUCCAAGAUGUAGACUGAAGACUCUGAGAUUGAGUCGCUGCGGUUUGUCAGAGAUCAGCUGUGCUUCUCUGGCAUCAGCACUGAAGUUCAACCCCUCCCAUCUGAGGGAGCUGGACCUGAGUCUUAACAACAUUCUGGAUUCAGGAGUGGAGCUCCUCUCUUGUCAUUUGGAGAGUCCACACUGUAGACUGGAGACUUUGAGGAUCAAUGACAAGUUGAUCACAGCUAAGACACACAAGAAAUAUGACUCCAAUGUGAAACUUGAUGUGAAAACAAACCUGCCAGAGAAAAACGAAAAGGCUCCAUUAUCCUUCUCACCUGAACACACAACUGAAUCUUCAUACAGGUUCAGGUGUCCUGGUCCAGGUGUGUUUCAGUGCAAUUUGACUGGACUGGUGUUCGUUAUGGCUCAGGAGGCGGAGCUGCUGUACAGUAUUGUCCAGUGGAACCAGAGCCUCCUCCAACCAGCUGGCAAGAAGGCUGCAGGGCCGCUGUUUGAAAUCAAGAGCUCUGAGGAUGCUGCUGUCCUUCAGCUCCACCUUCCACACUGUGAAACAAAGGAUGCGUUGCUCUUUGAUGGCCUGCUGUCUGUUGUCCACAUCACUGAUGAUGGAAUGAGCAUCUUGGAGCCGCUGGAGGUUACAGAUACUCAUGUGGUUGUGAAGGUCCCUCACCUCUCUGCCUUUGGCCUGGUCUGGGAUUUCGUCAGAAGGUUUGUGAGCUUAAUGCUGCCAAUAGAGGGCCAAGUUCUGCUGUUCCUUCGGCCCCCACGCGCAAGGUAUCAAGUACUCGAUGUAUUUCUGCUGCCCGACAACGUCCCUCUAGAUGAGGUUGAAAAGAAACAACGAGGUGCUGAAUACCUCACGAUGUCAUCUGAAUGUCAUCUCGGCAUUGGUCAAAGUUACAGUGUCCACUGUGAACCUGAGGGCUUCACAAUACAGCCUGAGCAUGCAACAUUUCACUUGAAGUAUGGACCAAAUUUCCAUCCAACAUUUGAAGUUUUUUUGACUACGGACACAGAGAAAGUGACUUUGAAGGUCCAGGACCAAGAGAGGAGAGAAGUGUGGAAACGUCAGGUGUUACUGAAAGAGGACAGCGUCCCAGUAGUGGACAGCAUCCCAGCAGAGGACAGUGUCCCAGUUGUGGACAGCGUCCCAGCAGAGGACAGCGUCCCUGUAGUGGACAGCGUCCCAGCAGUGGAUGGCGUCCCAGCUGACGAGAAGCUCUUCUCAAUUCGAAUACAGUUUCUUAACAGAGUGACUGAACCUGUUCUGAAUCAGCUUCUGGAUAAACUUCUUGAGCGUCACGUGAUAAAUGACGCUGAAAUGCAGUCGGUCAGAACAAAAGCCAGAGAAGACAAAGCACGAGACGUGAUCGACACGGUGCGAAGAAAGGGAGCUAAAGCCAGCUCAGUUCUGAUCGCUGCUCUCUGUCAGGUGGACCCAUGUCUUUUCAGAGUGCUGAACUUCAGAUGAAGCAAAAGCAAGAAACUGUGGAGUGGGAUGAUUGUAAACCUUGAUUGAGAAGUUCAUCUCAUUAGUUACAUAUGAGUGUUAUGCCAUGUACAUUAAUGUGCUGCUGUAACAUUAUUAACAGUUCGAAUCAAUCUCCUUUCAAAACAAGAACAGAAAGCAAACAGAAACCACAACCUGAAACGGGGGCAAUUUAAAGCUGAAAAUCUGUUGAACUAAACUAAACUAAACUAAUUUACAGGAAUUUAUUCUGGAUUCACCCAAUUUGAAGACGAUGUGGUGAAAUCUUAAAUAAGAGAGAAUAGGAGGAGAAGAGGGGAGGGCAGGACAAAAUGUGAGUCAGGGUCAGAGUGUUGUUCUUUGUUUCCGCCACUAGAUGGAGUCACUUCUCUGAUGGACAUAGAAGAUGCAGCUGCAGCAUCAGGCAGAUGUGAAAAUCGGAAGAAAAACAAUUGAGAAUGAUUCAUUGUGAUGUUAAUACUUUUUACUUGAGUACGAUUUUAAAUGCAGGACUUUUACUUGUAAUAUUUCUACACUGUCUGUGAUAUUGCUACUUUUACUUGA
This is a messenger RNA of Sander lucioperca (pikeperch), 5362 nucleotides long. Its product is annotated as NACHT, LRR and PYD domains-containing protein 12-like. NCBI's taxonomy places the organism in Eukaryota, Metazoa, Chordata, Actinopteri, Perciformes, Percidae. Gene Ontology annotation, molecular function: protein binding. The coding region runs from base 107 to 4801 and encodes 1564 amino acids. The transcript has 18 exons. Gene Ontology annotation, biological process: regulation of apoptotic process. The record is from RefSeq and is a predicted model, not a curated record.